Messenger RNA from Fonsecaea erecta, 1224 nucleotides. Its product is annotated as gluconolactonase. Lineage: Eukaryota; Fungi; Ascomycota; Eurotiomycetes; Chaetothyriales; Herpotrichiellaceae. The record is from RefSeq and is a predicted model, not a curated record. Bases 1 to 1224 code for a protein of 407 amino acids. The transcript is spliced from 8 exons.
AUGCUCCCACGGGCCCUCCUCGUCGGCUUGACUGCUCUCAUCGCGUCGACCUCUGCUCAGUCGAAUUCCAGUCAGAUACUGGUGAUUGAUCAAAAGAGCUUCAAUGUUUUGACCCCUGUCCCUCCUCCUUCACAAUCUAAUCUUACAACGAUUUUUGUCCCUCCCGGCGUCACAUUGCAAGAAGCCCUGGCGAAGCCUUUCCACGUCUACGAUGAAGCCUUCUUAGAUAUCAUUGGGACAAACCCUACCUUGACGAUCAUUGCAAGCACUAGCAGUAACCCUCUCUUCCAUGAGGCUGUCGUCUGGUACCCUCCCACGGAUGAAGUCUUUUUCGUACAAAAUGCCGGAGCAACUGCCGCUGGAACUGGUCUGAAUAAGUCGAACAUUAUAGAAAAGAUCGCCUUGAGCCAGGCGGCCGCUGUUUCGUCCUUGCGCAACGCGAGUGGCCAGGUGGAUGUUGUGACUGUUAAUGCUACUCCUACGGUGGUGAACGCCAACGGGGCGACUCUCUAUCGAGACCAGCUUCUCUUUACUGGCGAAGGACAGGGCAACAACACCGCUCCGGCGUUGUACGUCGUGAACCCUCGCCCUCCUUACAACACGACCAUUCUUGUGAAUAACUACUUCGGCCGGCAAUGGAAUUCUCUCAACGAUGUGGCGGUCAAUCCUCUGAACGGCGACGUGUAUUUCACAGACACUCUAUACGGCUAUUUGCAAGACUUCCGCCCUUCGCCAGAGAUACCAAACCAAGUGUACAGGUUCACACCUGCGACGGGAGCCGUGUCGGUGGUGGCUGAUGGAUUCGAUUUGCCCAAUGGCAUCACGUUCUCUCCCAACGGGACACUCGCGUAUGUGACCGACACCGGUGCCCAGUAUUCCUUUUUCGGAUACAACAUGACAGCGCCGGCCUCAAUCUAUCAAUUCACUGUCCUCCCCGACGGGACGUUUGCGAAUCGCAAGCUGUUCGCGUAUGCGAGCGUGGGCAUUCCGGACGGGAUACACUGUGACACAAACGGCAACGUCUACUCGGGUGUCGGCGACGGCGUGCACGUGUGGGACCCGUCGGGAAAACUGCUCGGCAAAAUCUUCCUGGGCACGACGUCGUCCAACUUCAACUUUGCCGGCAAAGGCCGCAUGGUCAUCUGCGCCGAGACCGAGCUCUUCUACGUCACGUUGGCGGCUGAGGGAGCGAUCGUGUCGAGCCAGGUGCCGCCAUCUUCUUGA